This is a messenger RNA of Oryza sativa Japonica Group (Japanese rice), 3080 nucleotides long. RefSeq names its product probable LRR receptor-like serine/threonine-protein kinase At1g67720. NCBI's taxonomy places the organism in Eukaryota, Viridiplantae, Streptophyta, Magnoliopsida, Poales, Poaceae. Gene Ontology annotation, molecular function: protein binding. The record is from RefSeq and is a predicted model, not a curated record.
GGGUGAAAGGGUACUUCUGUACUUUCGCGUGGGCAUCUCUUUCUUUCGCGUUCGGCUUCCUUCCCUGUUUCACGAGAGAAAAAAAUCGUUGGGGAAGAGCAGCGAGAGAUGGCGGCAAGAGGCAGGGGCAGCGAGAGAUUGCGGCGACGGCGAGGGCCUCGAUGUGCAACGGCAGCGGCGCGGCGGCCUCGAUGCGCCUCGAUAUGCGACGGCAGCGGCAUGGCGGCCUCGAUGCGCGAUGGCGGCGGCAGCGGCGGCCUCUCUUUUCCUCCUUUCUGCUGUGAAUUUUGUUGACGGCGGCGGCAACGACGGCCUGUCUCUUCCUCCUUUCUGCUGUGAAUUUUGUUGUUGGAUUUGCUGAACCAAAUGUAAAUGGCUAAAUGGUUGAUUACCAGCUUACUCUUGAAUUGCAAGUUUCGUAUUGAUGAACUAAAAUAACAAGGUUCAGAAAUUGGAUCUGCUGUAAAUAGUAUCGAUUCAUGAGAAAGUCUCGUGUACUUUGAGUUACGCAUUGUUUUUUUCCUCCUGAAUCCUUCCUCUAUUCAUAUUAAAGUUACAAACUCAAAUUGGGAAUCUCCUCCUGGUAUUUCUCUGUUCAGAUUAAAGCAGCAAACUCAAAUUGGGUGCCUCCGAGCAAGGCAGGCUCGAUGCACGAUGGCAGCGGCACGGCGGCCUCGAUGCGCGACGGCAUCAGCAGGCUCGAUGCACGACGGCGGCAACAGCCUCGAUGCGUGACGGCAGCGUGGCGGCCUCGAUGCGCGACGGUGGCGGCGGCGCGGCGGCCUCGAUGCACGACGGCGGCAACAACCUCGAUGCGAGACGGCGGCGCGAUGGCCUCGAUGGGCGACGGCGGCAGAUGGAAGAGAGGAGACCUCAUUUUUGUUAGCCCGAUCAUACCCCUGUUAAACCAACGGUUAGAUUAGAUUGGUACCUCGUGAUACCUCUUUAAGGAUGGGAAAAAUGCUCUAUUAUAAAAGAUGCUUGUUUCAUCUCAAAUCAUAGGUUAAUCAUUGUGUCAUGUACUGCAAGCCUCCAAAUUUGCAAUGCAGCUCCCUUGUCUUAGAAGAGGUCAUGCAUAUGUAAUCUAUACAUGUGUGCCACCAAGAGCUGAUGAGUAGUAGAAAAUUCAUAGAGAAAAAUAAUGAACUUCUGAAGAAACUGCCACCCAAACAAAACAAAGCAGAAGUCUCAACUCUCAAGCCGGCAACGAGCCAACGACCAUCUCAUUGCGGUUGCACCUUCCUCCUCCUCCAAUGAUCCCCCUCUCCCUCCUCGCCGUCGUCCUCGUCUUCGGCAUCGCCGGCGCCGCCGAUGGCCUUUCAGGGUACCAGAUAAGUUGCGGUGCGACGUCGGAGAAGGUGGUCGGCGACGUGACAUGGGUUCCCGACGGCCGGUUCGUCAGCGUCGGCAACGUCUCCGACGUGCGGUCGCCGGGGGUGCUGCCGGUGCUCUCCUCGCUCCGGUACUUCCCCGACACGUCGGCGAGGAAGUACUGCUACGUGGUGCCCGCGGAGAGGAAGAGGAAGUACCUCGUCCGUACGACGUACUUCUACGGCGGGUUCGACGGCGGCAGCGCGCCGCCGGUGUUCGACCAGAUCAUCGAGGGCACGCGGUGGAGCGAGGUGGACACGGCGGGGGACUACGCCAGGGGCCUCGCCACGUACUAUGAGGCCGUCGUGCUCGCCACCGAGAAGGAGGUCAGCGUGUGCCUCGCCAGGAACGCCGCCACCAAGUCCAGCCCCUUCAUCUCCGCGCUUGAGGUGUCGCCAUUGGAGGACUCGGUGUACAACUCCACCGACUUCGAGUCCUACGCUCUCAGCACCAUUGCGCGCCACAGCUUCGGCCACGACGGCUCAGCGGCCGUCAGCUAUCCAGGCGAUCGUUUCAACCGGUUCUGGGAGGCGCACAGCGACGGGAUGCCGGUGGUGGAGAGCCAGGCGAGCGUGUCGCAGGCGGCGUUCUGGAACAAGCCACCGGAGGACGUGUUCCGCCGAGGCGUCACGACGGCCGGCGGCCGCGGCGAGAGCCUGGAGCUCCAGUGGCCGCCGGCGCCGCUCCCCGCCGCGAGCUACUACCUGGCGCUCUACUUCCAGGACAACCGCGCGCCGGGCCCGCUCAGCUGGAGAGUGUUCGACGUCGCCGUCAACGGCGAGACGUUCUUCGCCGGCCUGAACGUGUCGACGGCCGGGUCGAUGCUCUACGGCGACAAGUGGCCGCUCUCCGGGCGGACAAAGAUCACGCUGACGCCUGCGCCAGGCUCGCCGGUCGGGCCGGUGAUCAACGCCGCCGAGCUGAUGAUGGUUGUGCCACUCGGAGGGAGGACACAUCCCAGAGAUGUGAUCGGCAUGCAGGCGCUAGCCAGAGGUUUCGACAACCCACCGGCUGACUGGGCCGGCGAUCCAUGUUUGCCUCAGGGGAACUCAUGGACUGGUGUCACCUGCACCCAAGAACCACUUGCUCGAGUGGUUUCUCUGAAUCUCACGAAUUUUAAAGUUGGGGGAUCAAUAUCUGACGGCAUUGCCAACCUGACAGCGAUCUCAAGCAUUUGGCUUGUGGGAAACAAUCUGACCGGACCAAUUCCAGAUAUGAGCCUCCUACAUCAUUUGGUUUCUCUGCAUCUGGAGAACAACCGACUGACAGGGCAGAUUCCUCCAUCUCUAGGGAGCAUGCCAAGGCUUCGUGAAUUGUUUGUGCAGAACAAUGCACUGCAAGGGGCGAUUCCGAUCAGCUUCAAGAACAAAACGGGCUUCAUGUUCCAAUAUGCACCUGGGAAUAACCUUAGCUAACACAAAUUCAACGAGUAUAAGCUUGUUCAGGUUGAGAUCAUCCGGUGUUCAUGAGAUGAAGAAAAGAGACAUUAACCGUUGACGACACGCUGGAACACAUUAAUUAAACACCAUUUUUUCCCUUUUAUUUUGUUUCUUUUUGCCGUUCGAUUCUAUCCGUAUUUUUGUUCCUCCUUUCCUUUCUUUUUGGCAAACAUGAGGUGAUCCUGAAUGUAUUUAACCCUGCAACUGUGUGGUACCUGAUUCAAUUUAUUUGUAUGUAUAUUUUUAAUUACUACUACCUUCAUUGUCAAA